AGCAUCUGUAAGGCUCCUGUACAAUCUAUCGUAACUAUGGAACCGAAAAUUAAUUUAAAGCAAGACGCAGCUUAUCAAAAAUUACAAGAAUAUUACAAUGUAAACAGCACAAAAAUUAAUAUGCUCCAACUUUUCCAACAAGAUCGGGAGCGUUUCGAAAAGUUCAGCCUCUGUAUCCCAACACCGAACGAUGGAGACAUCCUACUUGACUAUUCCAAGAACCGUAUCAACAGUGAUGUUUUUAAGUUGCUCCUCGAUCUCGCUAAGAGCAGAAAUGUUGAACAAGCCAGAGAUGCCAUGUUCGCAGGUCAAAAGAUAAACUUCACAGAAGACAGGGCAGUACUGCAUAUAGCUCUGCGUAACCGUCAGAACAAGCCUAUCCUGGUGAACGGUAAGGAUGUCAGCACUGAUGUCAAUGCGGUACUAGAACACAUGAAGGAAUUCUCCGAUCAAGUAGUAAGCGGGCAAUGGAAGGGGUAUACGGGAAAAGCUAUAACAGACGUGAUCAACAUUGGUAUUGGAGGCUCAGAUGUGGGUCCUCUCAUGGUCACAGAAGCACUGAAGCCCUAUGCUAAUCAUCUUAAGGUCCAUUUCGUAUCUAACAUCGACGGCACCCACCUGGCUGAGGUCUUGAAGAAGCUGAACCCUGAGACAGCGCUGUUCAUCAUAGCAUCCAAGACUUUCACCACACAAGAGACGAUAACCAAUGCGAGCUCAGCUAAGACGUGGUUCCUGGAAUCCGCUAAGGAUCCCUCGGCGGUGGCGAGACACUUCGUCGCUUUAUCGACGAACGCCGAGAAGGUCACCGCGUUCGGUAUCGACGCUAACAACAUGUUCGGCUUCUGGGACUGGGUCGGGGGCAGAUAUUCGCUGUGGUCCGCGAUCGGUCUGUCCAUCUCGCUGUACAUCGGACACGAAAACUUCGAGAAACUUCUGGACGGAGCCAAUUUCAUGGACCAGCACUUCGUCACCGCACCGCUGGAGAAGAAUGCUCCCGUGAUCUUAGCUCUGUUAGGAGUCUGGUACCACAAUUUCUACGGAGCAGAGACCCAUGCGCUGCUGCCUUACGAUCAAUAUCUACACAGAUUCGCAGCGUAUUUCCAGCAGGGCGAUAUGGAGAGCAAUGGCAAGUACGUGACGCGUUCAGGAGCCGAAGUGGAAUACUCCACGGGGCCCAUCGUGUGGGGCGAGCCCGGGACCAACGGACAGCACGCCUUCUACCAGCUCAUACACCAGGGAACCAGAUUGAUUCCAUGCGAUUUCAUCGCUCCAGCCCAAACUCACAAUCCAAUUUCGAAUGGUGUUCACCACAAGAUCCUUCUAGCUAAUUUCUUGGCUCAAACCGAAGCCCUGAUGAAGGGCAAGACAGCUGACGAGGCUAAAGCUGAGCUAGAGAAAUCUGGUAUGGCUCCGGAGGCAAUAGACAAGAUCCUUCCGCACAAGGUAUUCAAAGGAAACCGGCCUACAAACUCUAUUGUUCUGAAGAAGAUCACUCCAUUCACUUUAGGAGCACUUAUUGCCAUGUACGAACACAAGAUCUUCACGCAAGGUGUGAUCUGGGAUAUCAAUUCAUACGAUCAAUGGGGAGUUGAACUCGGCAAGCAAUUGGCCAAGGCAAUCGAGCCUGAGCUGCAGGGGACUGCAGCUGUGACCGGCCACGACGCUUCCACGAAUGGACUCAUUAACUUCCUCAAGAAGAACUUUUGAGAUUAUAGUAGAAUGACGUCACACAUAGUUUAAUUUGCUUUGGUGGUUAUAUGUGUAAUCGAGACAUGAGUCGACUAUUAUCAAAGCCGGCAAUGUGACUUUUGGACAAUUAUUGGUAAAUCAGAAAAACGAAUUAUUGACUUUGUAUUCCAUUGGCAGUCACAAAACUCUUCUGAACGACAUCCUAGAUAAAUCACAGGUUAAGUAUUAACCUUUAUUUAAUGCAGGUUUUGAACCGUAUUCUUUGAAGGAGACGAUUAUAUUCAAAUCAAUCUGUAUUGACAUAUCAAUAACAUUUUUUUGGCCAAAUGCACAGGUUGCCACCUUUGAUAAUAGACGACUCACAUAUGUAUUUGCCGGAAUUAAAAGUUCUUAGUUCUUAAUUGUGCACAAUAUAAAACAUCAUCAAUAAUCAUAACGACUGAUAUUCGUUAGUUUUGAACAAAGAACAAUGUUUGAGGUCUUGUUUGCAUAUAUUUUUUUAAAUAUAUUAUUUUGUUAAAUUAUUUUAGUAAGGAUAAUUAAAAAAGAUAUUUAAAAAAAA
Messenger RNA from Bombyx mori (domestic silkworm), 2251 nucleotides. It is a transcript of the gene Pgi, whose product is annotated as glucose-6-phosphate isomerase. The record is from RefSeq and is marked provisional. Gene Ontology annotation, molecular function: carbohydrate derivative binding; glucose-6-phosphate isomerase activity; monosaccharide binding. Gene Ontology annotation, cellular component: cytosol. Gene Ontology annotation, biological process: glucose 6-phosphate metabolic process; gluconeogenesis; glycolytic process. NCBI's taxonomy places the organism in Eukaryota, Metazoa, Arthropoda, Insecta, Lepidoptera, Bombycidae.